Centruroides sculpturatus (bark scorpion) is the source of this 831-nucleotide messenger RNA. RefSeq lists its product as uncharacterized. NCBI's taxonomy places the organism in Eukaryota, Metazoa, Arthropoda, Arachnida, Scorpiones, Buthidae. The record is from RefSeq and is a predicted model, not a curated record. The coding region runs from base 1 to 831 and encodes 276 amino acids. The transcript is spliced from 2 exons.
AUGGUAAUAAGAUCUCUGGAAAAUAGCGUAUUGCAGAAAUAUGAAGAUAAUAUAAUAAUGUAUGCAAGAUAUAAACAGCAAUACUUAUAUGGCCUGGAAUUAGAACUAGAGCAGCAAAAUCAUAAAAGGAUACAUUUCUUAGAUAUAGAAGUCGAAAUAGAAGAAGAAGGACAAAUCGCUACGAAAGUAUAUAGAAAGCCGACGUAUGUUCCGGAUUUGAUACCAUGGUCCUCUCAUGACUCAACAAGCUACAAACUAGCAGCGUUUAGAGCACUGAUUAAAAGAGCAUACACUCAUUGUAGCAAGAUUCAUGAUACACGUAAAGAGCUGGAUUACAUUGCAAAGCUAGCAAGAGAUGUAGGACUUAAGCAAAAUAAAGUAAAAGCAUUAAUACAAGCAGAAAAAGAAGGCAAUAAGAAUAAAGAUAAGAGAGAGAAAAAGGAGUUCACCGUAAUGGAAUACAGAGAACUGUUAAGUAACAUAUACAGAAAAAUAGAAAUAGAAAGCAACAAGAGAAUAGUGUAUAAGAGAAACACGACAAUAUUCCAAAUGCUAAGAAAUGACAAAACACCAGUAGACAGGAGGCUGAUUCCAGGCGUAUACAGAAUACCGUUGCAUGAUAAGAGGCUGAAAAAGAUGUAUUAUAUAGGAGCCACAAAGAGAUCGUUAAAUGAAAGAUUGAAAGAGCACAAAAAGAAUAUAAGAUUUAAACAACCAAUCACAGCUUUGGCUAAUUAUGCAAUUGCAGAUCCAACAGAGAUUGAAAUCAAAUGGAGCAAGGCAGAUGUCAUACAAAAGGUUGAAAAUAGAAGACAUCUAAAAUAUGCAUAA